GAGAGAGAGAGAGAGAGAGAGAGAGAGAGAGAGAGAGAGAGAGAGAGAGAGAGAGAGAUGGGUAGGUCUUGUUUAGCCUCAUUUUUAUUGUUGUUUGCGGGAGCAGUGAUGGUGGGUGUGGCUUAUGGAGAAGGUAAGCAGCACGAUUAUGGGGAUGCCUUGGCGAAGAGCAUUUUAUUUUUUGAAGGCCAACGUUCCGGACAGUUACCUUCUACGCAACGGAUGAAAUGGAGGAAAAACUCUGCUCUUCAAGAUGGUUCUGACAAAAGAGUGAAUUUGGUGGGAGGAUACUAUGAUGCUGGUGACAAUGUGAAGUAUAAUUUUCCAAUGGCAUUCUCAACAACAAUGUUGGCUUGGAGUGUCGUAGAGUUUGGGGAGUUCAUGGGCGUGGAACUUGAACAUGCAAAGGAGGCAGUUCGUUGGGGAACAGACUACUUGCUUAAAUCCACAGACACCCCAGGAAUUGUCUUUGUUCAAGUAGGGGAUCCUUAUGCGGAUCAUAACUGCUGGGAAAGGCCUGAGGACAUGGACACUCCUCGAACCGUCUAUGCGGUUACCCCAAAACUUCCUGGUUCAGAGGUCGCAGCUGAGACAGCUGCUGCACUUGCAUCUUCUUCAAUAGUCUUUAGAUCAUCUGAUCCUUCCUACUCUCAAAAGCUUCUCAGAAGGGCCAUGGAGGUUUUCGAUUUUGCAGACAAGUACAGGGGAUCUUACAGUACUAGCCUUGGGCGAUGGGUUUGUCCUUUCUAUUGUGAUUGGAGUGGCUAUGAGGAUGAAUUGCUCUGGGGAGCUGCAUGGUUAUACAAGGCUUCUAGCAACAAAAAAUACUGGAACUAUUUGGUAGAUAACAUAUCCAUUAUGGGAUCCAAACAUAGAAAGAGUACAAAUAAUCAGAUCAAGAUGAAAGGUCCUACUUCAGGUGAAUUCGGAUGGGAUAACAAAGAUGCUGGCAUCAAUAUCCUCAUAGCCAAUAGUUCACCGUUGGAUAACGGUGAUUCCCUCGUCAAAGCAACCAAUUUGAAUGCUGAUCAAUUCAUCUGCGGAGUACUCCCAGAAUCACCUACGAGAACAGUCACUUACUCAAAAGGUGGGCUUCUAUUCAAACCAGGAGGGUGCAAUCUGCAGCACACAACUGCCAUUUCAUUUCUCCUCCUUGCUUAUGCUACUCAAUUGAAGCGCACCAAUGAUGUCGUCAAGUGUGGCAAUAACAUCAUUGCAAAUUCGGAACGGCUCAUAACACUUGCAAAAACCCAGGUGGAUUACAUGCUAGGUAACAAUCCAAUGAAGAUGUCAUACAUGGUGGGAUAUGGGAAGAAAUUUCCUUUGAAGAUACAUCACCGAGGUUCUGCUCUACCAUCAAUGGAUCAACAUCCAGGUCACAUCGCCUGCAAAGAUGGGACUCCAUACUUCGUGAGCAAGAAAUCUAAUCCCAAUUUGUUGAUAGGAGCUGUAAUUGGAGGACCUUACCCCAAUGAUACAUACCCUGAUUCUCGAUUUUUGCCUGCACAAUCAGAGCCCACCACAUACGUUAAUGCUCCUCUUGUGGGUGUCUUAGCCUUCUUCAAAGCUCACACAUAAAUGUAAUGGAUUAGCGAGCUUUAUCGGCUGAUGUAUGCAUCUUGAAUAAUAGUCAAAUGUUAUGGGAAUUUUUUUCAACUUCUUA
Macadamia integrifolia is the source of this 1663-nucleotide messenger RNA. Its product is annotated as endoglucanase 8-like. NCBI's taxonomy places the organism in Eukaryota, Viridiplantae, Streptophyta, Magnoliopsida, Proteales, Proteaceae. Gene Ontology annotation, biological process: carbohydrate metabolic process. Gene Ontology annotation, molecular function: hydrolase activity, hydrolyzing O-glycosyl compounds. The transcript is spliced from 7 exons. Bases 58 to 1578 code for a protein of 506 amino acids. The record is from RefSeq and is a predicted model, not a curated record.